Anguilla rostrata (American eel) is the source of this 6906-nucleotide messenger RNA. RefSeq names its product cyclin-dependent kinase 17-like. The transcript has 16 exons. NCBI's taxonomy places the organism in Eukaryota, Metazoa, Chordata, Actinopteri, Anguilliformes, Anguillidae. Gene Ontology annotation, biological process: protein phosphorylation; neuron projection development; exocytosis. The record is from RefSeq and is a predicted model, not a curated record. Gene Ontology annotation, molecular function: cyclin-dependent protein serine/threonine kinase activity; ATP binding. The coding region runs from base 765 to 2210 and encodes 481 amino acids. Gene Ontology annotation, cellular component: nucleus; cytoplasm; synaptic vesicle.
GCAGAUCUGAGAUCUUCUGUGGGAGGACCGCUGAUCUUAACGCAGACUUUGCGGUGCGGCCCGUGUGUAACUGCUGGGAGAGAGCGCCCGGGCAGUGCUGUGUGUCUGUCUGUGUGUUACAGGCUGUCUUUCAGGCUGUGUUACACACUGUGUGUUACAGGCUGUCUUUCAGGCUGUGUGUUACAGGCUGUGUGUGUACAGUGCUGUCAGCACCUGUGUACCUCCACUGUGCUGGCCUUCCUGAGUCAGCACACUGUUUCUGACUGCAGCUGCACAGCCAACACAAAGAGGAAGAACAAGAGAGAGGGACAGAGCGAGAGAGCGAGAGAGAGAGAGAGGGAAAGCAAGGGGCACGCUCACUGUAAUUAGUGUGUGUCAGAUUUCCCCCUGGGACGUUACCUGUUCUGAGGAGUUGUUAGUCUGUAGUUUUCAGGCUCAGGACGCGGGCCUGGUUUGUGUGACCUGGGGGCAGGGAGAGGGAGAGUGUGUUUCUGACAGAAGCCCACAGAAAGGGGGGAGGCUGUGCUAGAGCAGGCUGAAGUGGCAGCAGGACUCGGGGCCGGGGUGGUAAGUGCGUGAGGUAAAGUGGUGCGGCCGUUCUCAAGUGUUUUCUUUUGUUCGAUCCAAGGAGCCCCUCGGGCCGCUCGCGUUUUUGGCGGCUGUCUGCUGCCGGUUCUCUUUCUGACUCGAGCCCUUCGGCGGCGACGGUGGCCGUCUCGCCUCCCCGCGGCGCGCCGUCCGCCGGGUCCCCCCGCGCGGCCAGGAUGGGGGACGGCGCCCGGGAGCCCCAGCGGCUCUCGCCCUUCCGCAUGCUGAAGAUUCUGGAAACGUGCCGGCCCCCGGGCAAUCGCAUCGGUGUUGUCCAUGAGAAUGUGAAGAUGGGCUCAGACGGUGAGAGUGACCAGGCAUCCGGCACGUCCUCCGAUGAGGUCCAGAGCCCCGUCCGCGUCCGCAUGAGGAACAACAACCACCGGCGCAUAUCCAAUGAGGACAUCAACAAGCGACUCUCCCUGCCGGCUGACAUCCGCUUGCCAGAGGGCUACCUGGAGAAGUUCGCCAUGAACAGCCCUCCCUUCGACAAGCCCAUGAGCCGGAGGCUGCGCCGGGCUUCUCUGUCUGAGAUCGGCUUCGGCAAGUUGGAGACGUACAUCAAGCUUGACAAGCUGGGCGAGGGGACCUACGCCACGGUGUUCAAGGGCCGCAGCAAACUGACAGACAACCUGGUGGCCCUGAAAGAGAUCCGCCUGGAGCACGAGGAGGGGGCGCCCUGCACCGCCAUCCGAGAGGUGUCCCUCCUGAAGGACCUGAAGCACGCCAACAUCGUGACUCUCCAUGACAUCAUCCACACAGACAAGUGCCUGACACUUGUGUUUGAGUACCUGGAGCGGGACCUGAAGCAGUACAUGGAUGACUGUGGGAGCAUCAUGAGUGUGCAUAAUGUGAAGAUCUUCCUGUUCCAGCUGUUGCGGGGCCUGUCUUACUGCCACAGGAGGAAGGUGCUGCACAGAGACCUCAAACCCCAGAACCUGCUGAUCAACGACAAGGGCGAGCUCAAACUGGCUGACUUCGGUCUGGCCCGGGCCAAGUCGGUGCCCACCAAGACUUACUCUAACGAAGUGGUGACGCUGUGGUACCGUCCGCCCGACGUGCUGCUGGGGUCCACGGAGUACUCCACACCCAUUGAUAUGUGGGGGGUUGGAUGCAUAUUCUAUGAGAUGGUGACAGGAAGGCCUCUCUUCCCAGGAUCCACCGUGGAAGAUGAACUGCAUUUGAUAUUCCGUAUCCUAGGCACUCCCACAGAGGAGACCUGGUCAGGAGUCACCAGCAACGAGGAGUUCAAAACAUACAACUUCCCCCGCUACCAUGCCGAGCCCCUCGUCAAUCACGCGCCAAGGAUAGACAGUGACGGGCAUGACUUACUGUCAUUACUGCUCCAGUUUGAGGCGAAGAGGCGCAUCUCUGCGGAAGAGGCCCUCCGGCACCCGUACUUCCGCAGCCUGGGGGAGCAGGUGCAGACGUUAGCCGACACUGCGUCCAUCUUCUCUGUGAAGGACAUCCAGCUCCAGAGAGACCCAGGAAAGAGAACAGCGGCGUAUCCAGAAGCAGCAGCGCCCCAUAAGCUGGGCUCUGCGCCCUCGGAGUAUUUCCAGAGAGAAGGUGCCAAAGCAGGGACUCAGUCUCACGCCCUCACCUCCCCUUCCACCGGCUGAGCGAUCCUCUCCCAUUCCGCCCAGGGCAAAAGCCGGAGGCAGAGCGUGCUGUUUUAGCCACCGAGGGGGUGAGAGACCAUCGAGAACAAGCAGGACCAUCCUGUCCAGGGACAAAACGAAGGAUAAAAAAAUCAUUAUUAAAAAAAAAACAACAAAAGGCAAAAUCCAGAUGGAAGAAAAGAAAAAGAGAAAAAAGGAAACAAACAACCAUCCAUGAUGCUGCUGCUGCUCUGCGGACUUUAGGAUUAUUUUCUAUUGUUUGAAUUGAUUUGACUUUUUAAAAAAUAGAACUCUUUAAUUAGUGUAAUUUGUGGAGGGGAGUCACACCUCCUGGUUUUGAAGUUGGUGGCAGUUCUCAUUUUUAGAAUUGUUUUUUGGAUUAUGUACAUAAAAGACCGCUGCAGAGAACGAUGCUGUUUCACUUCAUGUAGCUUGAUACCCAACUGCUCCACUUCCCUGUUCAGUGGAACUGUCUCCUGCAUAACUGCCCUCCUGCACUUGUUCACAGAGAAGCAUGGGAUGGGUGGGCUGGUGGGGGAGCGAGAGGGCCUGGGAAGCUCCACACCUGCUGUGAGUGUGCACUAAAGGAUGAGGCGUGUAAGUCUGGAAGUUCACUAACUGCUGUGACCAGUAGGUUGUAUGUGCAAUAACUCCUGAUAACUAGGCCGUUUAUUCGCUGGAGCAGAAUAUUGAAGCUGUAAUGAUCUUAUUACCUGGCUCUCCUGGAUCCCACUCUCGCGCUCGCGCCCCCCCCAAACCACCACCACUCUGAAUACGAGGCUUUGUGUCGCCAUAGCGACUCACUGAGGUAUGGAGAGAGGAUCGGCAUUUAAAACCCCCGCAUGCUCAUGUACGCCUUGGGACCUCUGUCUCUCUCUCACUGGUGUCCAACACUGCGUUCUCUGUUCUAUUGUUUACCUUUAUGGAGGUACACGCUUUCAUUUAGUGCUCAGUGGUAUUGAAGUGCUGUACUGAACAGUACAGAACAAUUGACUCCUGCCUGCGGGCUCAAAAUGGAUAAGGAAUCAUACAUUAUAACAGGAUACAACAGGACGGCGGUCUUCUGUAUAGAAUUACAGUCUAUGAGAAUAGAAUAGGCUAAUGCACUACCAUACAAAUGUGUACACUACGGGGCAAGGAAGGGCACUACUGUACAGAAGACUACACUACUUUACUGACUAGGGACUAAUACAAUUAUACGGAAGUGUACAAGGCAGACUAGGAAAGGGCACAACUGUAUAGACGUGUACACUAUAGGACAAUGUAGGUCUGCUCACUGCUGUGUUUAACUUUAACUUUAAAGUUAACCCCCUUGACUGAUUGAUCAUUCACCUGGGCAUCUUACUGUUACCAGCAUCAGGCUUCAGGUUUAAUGUGUAGCAUUAAUGUAUUACAGAGAUCUGAACUCAGAUUUCCCAACAAUCCGAGUUUACUACUUGGAUUACUUUACGCAUUAGUACAAAAUGUGGAUACCCACACAUCAGACAUAAUGAAAUUGUCGCACUCAUUCUGUUAUUCUCUCGAAAAAGAGAUCCUUGAUCUCAGGAGACUUACCUGGUAAAACUAACGGUUAAAUAAAAUAAAAUUACGUUUUUCUUUUUUGUUGUAUUUGCACCCUUGAUAUUGUGGUGUGACGGAAAUGUUUCCAAGAGUGCUUCCUGAUGUGAUUUUAUAUAAACGCUAAUGGGUAGGAAGAGAUGGAAGGUCAUUUUGCUCAGGAGUUCUGGUUCUUUGAGUUAUUGAUUUUGAAAUGUACUCUAAGGUCCUCUCUUUCACUCUACAAAAUGCCCUCUGAAGUGAAGGGACUUUCUUUUACCCAUGAUUCAUACUAUCCACUCUGAAAUGGGUGUAUCAACGAAUCAGUUCUACUCCAAUGAUAGGGUACUAAACCAAUGGGUUCAGAGUAGGCAGUGCUGAUCCUUGUAAUUUUUGUUCCUUUGAAAGAAAUGUUUUAUUUUCCUUUUUAAAAUAUCAGCAUAUCUUGUAUGUGAAGUGAUUGUCAGUUUUUGGCCAAUUUGAUGUUUUCCGAGCCCUGACUGAAAGAGGAAAUGUAUGGAAAAUUGUAAUAAAUCGACUGGGGAGGUUUGGUUGCUGUUAAUAACAACAGCAUUUGCCUUGGAAUAUUAGAAACAAUGACCUUAGCAACAAUGACUAUGUUUCCAUUAGAAAAAGCGGCCAAAAGCAAUAGCCCAACCAAAAUAAGUAAUCUCCAAAAUAUGUUCAUAUAUAUAUAUACAUUGAGUGGUAUUUUUUUAAUGUUGUCAUUUAUCAUUUUGAUGAUUCGAUUUCUACUUUGUUCUCCUGUUUGUUUAAAUCCCUUGAUGGCUAUUCUUCAUGUAGUCUCAAUAAUAAAUUCUAGCACCUUAGUGGAAACAUAGUCAGUGUGACCUCUGGACCAAUACACUGUAAGAUGAACAGGAACUGAUCCUCAAGACUGAUAUGCAACGUGCUUUGAUUUUUGCGUUUGUAAUUUGUACAUUUAUGAUCCUUCAUUCUGUAUGUUAGAUGUUUAAUGUGACAUACAGUCUGCCCUUUAAAGGUUUACUUUUACAUGGAUGGUCAUGAUGCCUCUGUGGCUGUUUAUUUUUUAUUUUACUAAUUAUUUUCUGUAGGUAUGGCAAAGGUCCAUGACAGAUGUUAGGGCAGUGCUACUCCUUGUCAUGACUUGCAUUUGUUUUUAUCUAAAAAAAACAAAAAAACAAAUGCUGGGUACCUUUGGUUUUGACAAAAAGUACCACUGCCUUUACAUUUGCAACUUUUAGGAUCCUUGCCUUAGGCUUUUAGAUUUAGUUAGGAACCUUAAUCUCAAAGUUUUGCUGAGAGACUUUGAGUCUUGUUUUGUUCGAUGGCGAGAGGAUUAUGGAAAAUGUUGUCUGUUCUGACAGACUGUUAGACCAAACCAGUACUAUUCAGGAGAUGUCAAGGACAUGAAAAUGGUAAUAAAUGCUUGAACAAUACACAUUACUAAUUAUGAUCAAUAAUACUUUUAACUGAAGCCAUAGUACAAAGCAUAGAUGUGUGCAUGAUGUUGACAUGGACCCCCUGGUGGAGUUACUGUUUCUCCCUUCCUUAUAUUCUGUGUAACAAUUUAACACUGGCGUACGUCACGUAGAACAGUGUCUAACAGUGACACAGAGAAGAAUACUGUGUGUGCCGUAUGUCUGCGUGCUUGGGAUUGUGUGUCCUGUGGGGGGGAAGUGUAACAUUAUAUUUUCAGAUGACCUCAGGAUUAAGAGUACUUACUUGAUGUUCCCAGAGUGAAACCAUGCUGACACUGGCAUUGUGUUCAGCUGCUCAGUUUGCUAACAGGUCGCUAACAGAGAACACUGAUAUUUUUUGUACGUAUAUUUCAGAGACUGGUUUAAUUUGUUUUUAGUUCAGCAUUCUGAAAGGGCAGAACUACUUUCACAGUAUGUGUAGGAAAUGACUUAACAUUGGAAAAAAAGGUGGCAUCCUUGGUUAUUGAGCACUCAAAGUAAUAGAGGGUAGUUUCAGAAGUAACAUGGUCUGACUUACAGUGGUUACCUGUAAUUCAGACCUACAGCUGUUUAAUUUCAAAUUUAUAUGUUUUAAAUAAUCAUUUAAAAUUGCACAAGAAACUGGAAAUUAUCUUGCGAGUGUGUGUGGCUACGCACUUGAAGAUGUUAGAUUUACAUUUGCACUGGUAAAUAUAUUAUCCUUAUCAUCCUGGGUCAUACAAAUAAUAAUUUGUCUUUCUUUUUCUUCUCAGAGUAUUUAAAAUCAUGUCUUCCUUUAGCACUGCCUGUCUGUGUGACUGUGAACCACAGCACAGCUGGUGGCAACAAAAUGUUUUUGCACAAAAUGGCAGAUUCCUUUGUGGCACUGUUCUUUUGCUGCUCUGGAACUCAUCAGUUUAAAAAUAAAAAGCAGCCAUACUGUUGCCACGUAGGGGAGUGAAUGCUGAAUGUGUUUCUGAAGUGGCACUCCCCACUCAUUCAUAAGAAAGGUGUCCUGGCAUUUUGCAGAACACAUCAAAUUUUGCCAGACCGAUUGAUGGAGGGAUGGUACUGAGGAAUAGAGUGGUGGUUGUGGAAUUGAAUAUUAGUGGUACGAUAGCGGCUUGUCCCUUUACCCUCAGCCUGCAAAACAGCGAGGCUUCUUAUUCAGUACUAAUGCCAACCAGUCUGGCGUGAUCCUGUACAGAGCCAAAGAAAUCGUCUUGUUCAAUUACGGUUGCAUCACAGAAACGCACCCCAGGUACACAUAUAAGUGGAUUUGUCAGACAUGGACUGUAAACUAUGGCUGUUCUGCAGUUUUUGCCCUGUCCUUGGUGGUUUGCUUAUUUUUGCAGGGAUGAAAAGAAAGUGAAUUGCGCUACACUGCUGACAGGCUUCAUUCAGGUCCUUGUCCUUUUACCCAGAGCUGGAGAUUUUCUCUUCCAUCUGAUCAUUCUACCCUUAGUUGGCUGGAUCCUAAAAAAAAAAAAAAUCAGUUGAUUCAAUUCAACUGCAAAUAAUGCACCAUCUGUAUUCUUUUAAAUUUACGCUUCCUCUCCUUUCAUCGUUUUGGCUGUUGUGCAUAUUGCUGUGUUUAUGCUACAGAGAAGACUGGAUACCAGUGAACAAUGAUGCCUCCUAGUGUCAGGGAAGACAAAUUGCACCCUCUCCCCAUCUACUGCUGUCCCACUACUUGUCAUUUGUACAUCAUUGCUUCUAAUAAACAUGUUGACAAUUAA